GCAGUACCAAAGAAGGCAGGCUGGUGUGAGCUCACACUGUCCGGCAGUCAGCCAACCGCCCAGUUAAACAGACGUGUAUCGUGGGCUUUCCUCUUACGGCGCAAAAAUGUGCACAUACCCUGCCUCGGGCCUAGCCUUGUCCUAGAACCAAAUUCUGCCUUUCUCCCAAAUUUCAGAACAAAAUGCCUGAAAGCGGACAAGCUGAAGCAUGGAAAAUCCUCUUUCAAGCGCCAGGAGCGCCAGGAGACUCGUUCUCUGUCUUCCGUCGGUGAAAAACAAGGGUAGGGACCGGCCCCAAAGAUCACAUUUCCUUCGGAUGGCCCUUCCAUCAGAGGACUGGAGGGACGUGACAACACACGUAGGCAGUACUUCCAGGGUCUUACAAUUCUCCCAUACAUCUUCUCUCACCUGGCUACAGCAACUGGAACGCUCUAUUCAAACCGCCAGAGAGCCUUCAGCCCCGUUCCCAGAAACGUGCGCUUGCGCAAAAUUUCACACGUCAUAGUGGAGCGCGCGGACCGCUGAGACUUCUGGGAAAUGGAGUCUGUGAGGAGGCCGAACACUGUGAGCGCAGACGUCAGAGCCUUUACGCAGGCGCAUUGCUUUUCAGACCUGAAGAGGCGCCGUCUUCCUGGGUACCCAGCACUCUGUGUAGGAGAAAUACUCUGAGAACCAGCAGUUGGACAAGAGAAAACACAAGUGACUCCAUGUGAAUUUGAUGACUGGGUGAACUGAGACAGAGGUUGAGAAACUUGCCUAAGGUCAUACAGGACUCUGCCCUUUUCUACAAGGAGAGUACACAGGAGGGAAUGGCUGCUGUGUCUCCGACUGCCAGAUGCCAGGAAUCAGUGACAUUCGAGGAUGUGGCCGUGAUUUUCACAGAUGAGGAGUGGAGACAUCUAGUCCCUAUUCAGAGGGACCUCUACAAGGAGGUGAUGCUGGAAAACUAUAAGAGUAUUGUCUCGUUAGGACUUCCAGUUCCUCAACCUGACAUCAUUUUUCAGUUGAAGAGAGGGGAUGAGCCUUGGGUAGUUGAUCUUCACGGAUCUGAGGAGAGAGAAUGUCCAGAGGAUGUCUCUCUAGAUCGGGAGACUAAGCCCGAGAUUCAUGGUCCUUCAGAAGGAGAAGAAUCAGAAGGAAGGGGGAGGGGAAAGCUUCGAGGAGAAGUUCCCGUGUGUCCUAAAUUCAAUGCUCAUGCACUGGAGGGUGAGUCAGAAGCAGGGAAAGAGAGGCCUGCCAUCCAGACCUGCAAGAAGUCCCUUUCCCAGAAGGAAAGCUUGCAGCCGGGGUCUACCCCUCUCAAGAAAAUCCUCACUAAAGAGAGAGACCAGGAAUGCAGCCAUUGUGGGAAGACCUUUUUUGACCACUCAUCCCUUACCCGCCACCAGAGGACUCACACUGGAGAGAAGCCCUAUGACUGUCACGAGUGUGGGAAGGCCUUCAGUCACAGGAGCAGUCUCAGUAGACAUCUGAUGUCUCACACGGGGGAGAGCCCCUAUGAAUGCAAUGCAUGUGGGAAGGCCUUUUUCGACCGGUCGUCCCUAACUGUCCAUCAGCGAAUUCAUACUGGAGAGAAGCCCUUUAAAUGCAGUGAGUGUGGAAAAGCCUUCUUCGACCGCUCAUCCCUUACUCGACACCAGAGAAUCCACACCGGAGAAAGCCCUUAUGAAUGUAAUCAGUGUGGGAAAGCCUUCAGCCAGAAAAGUAUUCUCACUCGACAUCAGCUCAUCCACACCGGCAGGAAGCCUUACGAAUGUAACGAGUGUGGGAAAGCCUUCUACGGCAUGUCAUCACUGAACAGACAUCAGAAGGCUCACACUGGAGAACCUCACUAUCAGUGCAGUGAGUGCGGGAAAGCUUUCUUCGACCGUUCAUCCCUUACACAGCAUCAGAAGAUCCACACCGGAGACAAGCCGUAUGAGUGCACCGAAUGCGGGAAAGCCUUUAGCCAGAGAUGCCGGCUCACGCGACAUCAGCGAGUACAUACAGGAGAGAAACCCUUUGAAUGCAGCGUGUGUGGGAAAGUCUUCAGUUCUAAGUCAUCCGUUAUUCAACACCAACGGCGUUACGCCAAACAAGGAAUAGACUGAGUUGGGUGAAAGCUUUAGUCAAAGGACCUCCGUAGAAACUCAAGCUAGGUCUUCCCCAUUGUAAGCAAACCCAUCCUUUGAGCAUUCUACUUAUCCUGGCUACACCUCUCCUUUUCCACCUCUGCUACCACAGUGUGAAUAAACAUUCUCUACUUACCAUGUUCUAGAACUGCAGGAUGCCAGAAGUUAGGAUGUGACUCUAAAGGGUCGACACUUUGCGGAAGUUUGUUAGACAACAGGAUAAAUAUUAGGAGGUGUUCGUCAGACAUGUUUCUUGUCUGAGGCCCCAAAUAUCACUGCACUUUAAUAACCGGAGGCUCGAGCAGGAGGGAAGGCGAAGUUAAAACAGCACUGUUGUUUCCAGAACACUUCUUUUUAUAGCUUGCGUCCCUUUCCCUGGGAGCUUUUUUGGGCCAUGAUCUUGUUCUUUGUGUCCCAACUUCUAAGUUCCUUUCUACUACUACUACUACUACUACUACUACUACUACUACUAUUGCUGGCUAGCACUUAGUGCUACUACUACUACUACUGCUGGCUAGCACUUACUGAGCGCUCACUAUGGGGUAAGCACUCAGUGGAGAGUUUGGCAAAGAGUAGACUGUUUGGUCCUCUCACCAACCCUGUGAAGUAGAAGUAGGUACUAUUACUAUCCUCAUUUUACAUAUAAGCAGACUAAAAUUUAGAGGUAUUAAAUAAUUUGCCCAAAGUUACACAGCUUGUAAAAGGUGAAGCUAAUCCUUGAAUACAAGUCUACCUUCAGAGUCUAUUCUCUUAGCCAUUAUGCUAUGUGGUUUAAUAAUUUAUGUACAGGUAUCAUCUCCUCAACUAGAUUAGAAGCACUUGGAGGCGUGACUUAGGUGUCUUUGCAUCUCACACAGUGCCUUGCAUAUGAUAGGUGCUCAAUAAAUAUUUAUCUGAAUUAGUGAUUUUUCUACUUACCAGGUUCUCUCUAUUUAAAACAUCUGUUGAGUGUACAUCCUUUCUCUGAAUUUUCAGUGUAGACUGCACCUUUAUCCUCUCAUGCUCCCAUUACUGUGGUAGUCAUUGAAUUCUUCCCUCUUAUUUUUUUUUAUUAAAAGAUUUUAUUUAUUUGUCAGAGAGAGAGAGUGUGUGCAUGCACAAGCAGGUAGAGGCAGAGAGAACCAGGCUCCCUGCUGAGCAAGGAGCCAGAUGCAGGACUUGAUCCUAGGACCCCAGGAUCACGACCCAAGUCAAAGGCAGGGGCUUAACCGACUGAGCCACCCAGGCAUCCCUAACCUCUUCCUUACUGAACAGGGGUUUGUUAAGCUUAGGUGCCAUAAUAAGUAACCCCCAAACUGAAAAUUCACAUCUCACAUAAAAUCUGUUAUGAGUCAGUCUGUCUCACUCCAUCUUCAUCAUUUAGAACAUGUUGCCUCUAAGGGUAUCAUGAAAGAGAAAGCUGGAAGAUAUUUUAGGUUAUUUCUAAGAACCAUCACUUGUGUCCACAUCUCAUAAACCAGAACCUAGCACCAGAGGCCAGAAAAGUAAACAAGCACCUCAGUAUUUGGUAACAUCAAAAGUGUCUGUCACGAAUUACAUUUUGCACAUUACUGACAUUUUGCACAUUAUGCUUAGACCAGUCUUUUUUUUUUUUUUAGUUUCAUAUGUUUUUUUUAAUAUAAUUUUUCAUUUUUUAUAAACAUAUAUUUUUAUCCCCAUGGGGUACAGAUCUGUGAAUCACCAGGUUUACACACUUCACAGCACUCACCAAAGCACAUACCCUCCCCAAUGUCCAUAAUCCUACCCCCUUCUCCUAAACCCCCUCCCCCCAGCAACCCUCAGUUUGUUUUGUGAGAUUAAGAGUCACUUAUGGUUUGUCUCCCUCCCAAUCCCAUCUUGUUUCAUUUAUUCUUCUCCUACCCACUUAAGCCCCCAUGUUGCAUCACCACUUCCUCAUAUCAGGGAGAUCAUAUGAUAGUUGUCUUUCUCUGCUUGACUUAUUUCGCUAAGCAUGAUACGCUCUAGUUCCAUCCAUAUUGUAGCAAAUGGCAAGAUUUCAUUUCUUUUGAUGGCUGCAUAGUAUUCCAUUGUGUAUAUAUACCACAUCUUCUUGAUCCAUUCAUCUGUUGAUGGACAUCUAGGUUCUUUCCAUAGUUUGGCUAUUGUGGACAUUGCUGCUAUAAACAUUCGGGUGCAUGUGCCCCUUUGGAUCACUACGUUUGUAUCUUUAGGGUAAAUACCCAAUAGUGCAAUUGCUGGGUCAUAGGGCAGUUCUAUUUUCAACAUUUUGAGGAACCUCCAUGCUGUUUUCCAGAGUGGCUGCACCAGCUUGCAUUCCCACCAACAGUGUAGGAGGGUUCCCCUUUCUCCACAUCCUUGCCAGCAUCUGUCAUUUCCUGACUUGUUUAUUUUAGCCAUUCUGACUGGUGUGAGGUGAUAUCUCAUUGUGGUUUUGAUUUGUAUUUCCCUGAUGCCGAGUGAUAUGGAGCACUUUUUCAUGUGUCUGUUGGCCAUCUGGAUGUCUUCUUUGUGGUAGACCAGUCUUUCUAAAUGACCCUUUCCUGCUCAUCAUUGCCUUACUUGAGACCUAAAAUAGCUCCCUGUUUAAUGAAAGCUUCUCUGAAUAUUUAAGGUCUGCCUUGAUGUGAUUUCACAUUAAGUUCUGACUCCCAAAACUCUUCUAUGCCCUGGGCCCAGUCCUUUAUUUUUAUCUUAUUAAGGAUCAGGGACUAGGCAGCUUUGGCCCUAGGCAUCUGCAUUCCCUUUCUAGUUGCUUCAAGUGAAGCCCGGAAGAGGACUUGAUUCUAGACAGAAGCUGUCUAGAAUUUAGCUUACCUGCAUGAAUCCCAGUGGACCAAGAUGCAUUUCUCCUAAGAGGUAAAGCCAGAUUCAAGAAGAUGGAUUGCCAAACAGACACCCUUCCCCCACACCCCAGUCUACUAACAACUCUAUUUGUCCACCUUUCUUAAAGCAGAUGAGUGACAGGGAAGACUUUUCACGUGUGGACUCCUGAAGCAACCUGAAGAAAAACACUUCAGAGAGUGCAGAAUCUAUUGGAGUGGAUAAUAUCUCGUAUUAUUUAAUAAUGUCAAGUAGAAAAUAAAAGGGACUAUUAACAGACUUUGGACUGGACUAUAUCUGAGAGUUCUGAAUCUUUAAUCUAUUCCCUUGUUAAAAAUAAACACGAUUGAGUAUUUCCCCCAA
Molecule: messenger RNA, 5255 nt
Organism: Mustela lutreola (European mink)
Lineage: Eukaryota; Metazoa; Chordata; Mammalia; Carnivora; Mustelidae
Gene: ZNF2
Product: zinc finger protein 2
Exons: 7
Coding region: 810-2090 (426 amino acids)
Biological process (GO): regulation of transcription by RNA polymerase II
Cellular component (GO): nucleus
Molecular function (GO): DNA-binding transcription activator activity, RNA polymerase II-specific; RNA polymerase II cis-regulatory region sequence-specific DNA binding
Source: RefSeq, a predicted model, not a curated record